Messenger RNA from Trichechus manatus latirostris (Florida manatee), 1471 nucleotides. It is a transcript of the gene PLSCR5, whose product is annotated as phospholipid scramblase family member 5. Gene Ontology annotation, biological process: plasma membrane phospholipid scrambling. Bases 499 to 1320 code for a protein of 273 amino acids. The transcript is spliced from 8 exons. Gene Ontology annotation, cellular component: plasma membrane. Gene Ontology annotation, molecular function: phospholipid scramblase activity. The record is from RefSeq and is a predicted model, not a curated record. Lineage: Eukaryota; Metazoa; Chordata; Mammalia; Sirenia; Trichechidae.
GUAAAGUACUGUAUUUAGAACUGACAAAAGCUUACACUUAAUAGAAGGCUUUUUCACAAGAUCUAGUACAGGAAACUUGUAGAAAUUAAAUAUACAGAGUAUUUCUGACAUCAUACUGAAUGUAAAACUGUAUAUUCCAAGAAAUAAAGAAAACAACAAAGUGGAAAUAAGACACUUAAAAUAAAUGUUGUAUAUUUUUCCUUUCUGGUUUUUAUUAUUUUUAAAUUGUUCCCUCAGUCAUCAAGUUAGAUAUGCUGGUUUCUGAGUAGCGUUUUACCUCUGGUGAUUGCUUCAUCUCCCCCUGUUGUCCAAACUGGUAAAAUACAGCAUUCUAGAAAGUGAGCAAGGCAUUCCCUUACUCUAUUGUUUGUAGGCUGACAGGAGGUAGGCAGGCACCUUCUGAAGUUUUAUUCAUUCUGUGUUUCUUCUCCUUGCUGCAACAAGAGAAGCCUUUUCUUUUAACCUGGCUGCCUUUGAAGAAGUGACUCAGACAUCUUCAUGGCCUCUACAGAUGCCCAGAACCAUAAAAGUAGAGACCCAUCUGGUUUUCUUCCUGGAGCUCCAGACCCAGAUCCAAGCUUUCAUGUCUCAUCUUUCAUUCCAAGGAACCAACUAUGGCAACCAGAUCUCCCUCCGCCAGGGAGUCUCCCACCAACAGCCAAUCUCCCUCCUGGUCUGGAAUAUUUAAGCCAGUUAGACCUGAUAAUUAUACACCAGCAGGUGGAGCUUCUUGGAAUGAUACUUGGCACAGACACCUCCAACAAAUAUGAGAUUAAAAACAGCUUGGGACAGAGAAUCUACUUUGCAGUGGAGGAAAGCAUCUGCUUCAAUCGUACUUUCUGUUCCACCCUUCGAUCUUGCACCCUGAGCAUCACAGAUAACUCAGGUCGAGAGGUGAUAACAGUCAAUAGGCCCUUGAGGUGUAACAGCUGCUGGUGCCCUUGCUACCUCCAAGAGUUAGAAAUCGAAGCCCCUCCUGGUACUGUCGUUGGUUAUGUUGCACAGAAGUGGGACCCCCUUCUGCCUAAAUUCGCAAUCCAAAAUGCAAACAAAGAAGACAUUUUGAAAAUUGUUGGUCCUUGUGCAACAUGUGGCUGUUUUGGAGAUGUGGACUUUGAGGUGAAAACCAUCAAUGAAAAGCUUACAAUUGGGAAGAUUUCAAAGUACUGGUCAGGAUUUGUAAAUAACGUCUUUACGAAUGCUGACAACUUCGGAAUUCACGUGCCUGCAGAUCUAGAUGUGACAGUUAAAGCAGCGAUGAUUGGUGCUUGUUUUCUCUUGGAUUUUAUGUUCUUUGAACAUUCCCUGGCCGGAUUAUAACAAGCAAUACGAUGAAAAUAAUAAAAUAUGCAGAACAUAUUCCAGAAUCCCUUGGGCUCUGGAUUUCAUUUCCAAAUGGUUUGAGUAUCAGCUUUUUUUUUGUAACAAAAUGUUAAUUAUGGUAUUUAUUAAAACACAGUUUAAUGAGGCA